AAUUCCACAAGAGAAAAAGAAGAACCCAAGAUCGACUCUUACUACGAAUCUCUCUCAACUUUCUUCCUCAGCUUACGGAAACUUCCACAAGAACCCAUAUCAAAAAGAUUCUUCCUACAUAUAUUUACAUGGAUCAGUACUCAUCCUCUUUGGUCGAUACUUCAUUAGAUCUCACUAUCGGCGUUACUCGUAUGCGAGUUGAAGAAGAUCCACCGACAAGUGCUUUGGUGGAAGAAUUAAAGCGAGUGAGUGCUGAGAACAAGAAGCUCUCGGAGAUGCUAACUUUGAUGUAUGACAACUACAACGUCUUGAGGAAGCAACUAAUGGAAUAUGUUAACAAGAGCAACAUAACCGAGAGAGAUCAAAUCAGCCCUCCCAAGAAACGAAAAUCUCCGGCGAGAGAGGACGCAUUCAGCUCGGCGGUUAUUGGUGGAGUGUCGGAGAGUAGCUCAACGGAUCAAGAUGAGUAUUUGUGUAAGAAGCAGAGAGAAGAGACUGUUGUGAAGGAGAAAGUCUCAAGGGUCUAUUACAAGACCGAAGCUUCUGACACUACCCUUGUUGUGAAAGAUGGGUAUCAAUGGAGGAAAUAUGGACAGAAGGUGACUAGAGACAAUCCAUCUCCAAGAGCUUACUUCAAAUGUGCUUGUGCUCCAAGCUGUUCUGUCAAAAAGAAGGUUCAGAGAAGUGUGGAGGAUCAGUCCGUGUUGGUUGCGACUUAUGAGGGUGAACAUAACCAUCCAAUGCCAUCGCAGAUCGAUUCAAACAAUGGCUUAAACCGCUACAUCUCUCAUGGUGGUUCAGCUUCAACACCCGCAGCAGCCAACAGAAGAAAUAGUUUGACUGAGCCAUUGACUACCGUAGAUUUGACUGAAUCAAAGAAAGUGACGAGCCCAACAUCAAGAAUCGAUUUUCCCGAAGUUCAGAAACUUUUGGUGGAGCAAAUGGCUUCUUCCUUGACCAAAGAUCCUAACUUUACAGCAGCUUUAGCAGCAGCUGUUACCGGAAAAUUAUAUCAACAGAAUCAUAACGAGAAAUAGUUUAGUUUCAAAUUCCGUUAGUGUUUUUAGAUUGAAAUUUGUCAUGAGUAAGAGAAAGAGAGUAGAUUAUAAUCCAUUGUGAUACUGAAAAUGUAACAUGUAAUCGUUUUCAUACAAUCUCCAAUACAUUCGGCUUAGAAAA
Messenger RNA from Arabidopsis arenosa, 1179 nucleotides. The record is from the annotation of a GenBank genome assembly. NCBI's taxonomy places the organism in Eukaryota, Viridiplantae, Streptophyta, Magnoliopsida, Brassicales, Brassicaceae.